AUGGCUUUCCAAAAGUUCAUCAUUCCCACUCUUGCCUUCGCUGGCGCCGUUGUCGCUCAGUGUGACGGCCCGAGCAUCACAAUCGCGAGUAGCACGGAUGCCGAACAGAUCUCGAACUGCAGAACAUACGAUGGCGAUGUCAUCAUUGACGAGUCUGCCUCAGGUACUCUACAGAUUAACGGAGUGCAGCAAAUCACUGGCUCCCUCACUUGCCUCAAUGCCACACAAUUGACCUCCAUCUCGGCUGACCAGCUGGGUUCUAUCGGUGGUACCUUUGAUCUCGAGCGUCUCACCAUCCUCAGUGGCCUGUCCAUGGGCUCUCUGCAAGCUGUCAACGGCAUCAAGUUCAUCUCGCUGCCUGCUCUUCAGUCCCUCAACUUCGGUUCCGGUGUCCGCCGUGCCAACAAUGUCGAGAUCUCCGAUACAGCUCUGACCAGUCUGUCUGGCAUUGAGCUCGAGGCUGUCACGACCAUGAACAUCAACAACAACCGAUACCUGACUGAAGUGGACGUCAACAACCUGGGCAACGUCACUCGCGCCCUGACCUUCGCUGCCAAUUCUGCUCAGCUGAAGAUUAGCCUGCCCAACCUCGAGUCAGCUGCCAACCUCACCUUCAUCAACGUCUCCGAUGUCUCCAUGCCAUCGUUGUCCAAGGUUGGAGGCGCUUUCGGCACCUACUUCGCCACUUUCGAGACCUUCUCCGCCCCCAAUCUUACUAGCACUGGCAGUGACCUGGCUUUUGUCUCCUGCGGCAUGCUCACCAACCUGUCCUUCCCUCAGCUGACGACCAUUGGAGGUGGCUUCCUCAUCGCCAACAACUCUCAGCUCGAGACCAUCGACCAGUUCCCUCAGCUCAAGACUGUUGCCGGUGCUCUCAACUUCGCUGGUGUCUUUGAUAAGGUCACUUUCCCCAAAUUGGCCGAUGUCCGUGGUGGUGCCGAUAUCGAGUCCAGCACUCAGGACCAGACUCUUUGCGACGACUUCAAGAAGGCCGCCGACAGCGGUAUCAUCAAGGGCGACACUUCCUGCAAGGUGAACGAGGCCAACGCCCAGACCAACGGUAGCACCACCUCGUCCGGUGGUGGCUCUUCCUCAUCCUCAUCAAGCGCUGCUGAUGCAUCCCUCUUCGAUCCCUCCGCUCCUCUCACCGGCCUGAGUGCGCUCAUUGCCGCCAUCCUCUUCAUCUAA
This is a messenger RNA of Cyphellophora attinorum, 1188 nucleotides long. RefSeq names its product Protein ecm33. The record is from RefSeq and is a predicted model, not a curated record. Gene Ontology annotation, biological process: fungal-type cell wall organization. NCBI's taxonomy places the organism in Eukaryota, Fungi, Ascomycota, Eurotiomycetes, Chaetothyriales, Cyphellophoraceae. Gene Ontology annotation, cellular component: fungal-type cell wall; plasma membrane. Bases 1 to 1188 code for a protein of 395 amino acids. The transcript has 5 exons.